AUGAAACAGUUGUCGACAAAAGUGACAAGCAAUGCUCAUGGACAAGACUCUUCCUACUUCUUGGGAUGGGAAGAAUACGAGAAGAACCCUUACGACGAAAUCAAGAACCCUAAUGGUAUUAUUCAAAUGGGUCUUGCCGAAAAUCAGCUAUGUUUUGAUCUCAUAGAGACAUGGUUAGCUAAGAAUCCGGACGCAGCCGGGCUCAAGAAGGACGGCCAAUCCAUUUUCAAAGAACUUGCUCUCUUCCAAGAUUAUCAUGGCCUACCCGAGUUCAAGAAGGCUUUGGCAGAGUUUAUGGAGGAAAUAAGAGGUAAUAGAGUAACAUUUGAUCCAAGCAAGAUUGUCCUAGCUGCUGGUUCAACCUCUGCCAACGAAACUCUCAUGUUUUGUCUAGCGGAACCCGGAGAUGCUUUUCUUUUACCCACUCCUUACUAUCCAGGAUUUGAUAGGGAUUUGAAAUGGAGAACGGGAGCAGAGAUCGUACCCAUUCAUUGCUCGAGCUCUAAUGGGUUCCAAAUAACAGAAUCAGCUCUUCAACAAGCUUAUCAACAAGCUCAGAAGCUUGAUCUUAAGGUCAAAGGAGUUCUUGUUACCAACCCAUCUAACCCACUUGGCACAAUGUUGACCAGAAGAGAACUUAACCUACUCGUUGACUUCAUUACUUCCAAAAACAUUCAUCUCAUAAGCGACGAGAUCUAUUCAGGUACAGUUUUCGGGUUCGAACAAUUCGUUAGUGUCAUGGAUGUCUUAAAAGACAAAAAACUCGAGAACAGCGAAGUCUCCAAAAGGGUUCACGUCGUUUACAGUCUUUCCAAAGAUCUAGGCUUACCCGGUUUUCGCGUUGGAGCAAUAUACUCCAACGACGAAAUGGUUGUUUCGGCUGCGACAAAAAUGUCGAGUUUCGGCCUCGUUUCUUCCCAAACACAGUACCUUCUCUCUGCACUGCUUUCCGACAAGAAGUUCACAGGAACAUACCUCAACGAGAACCAGAAAAGACUCAAGAUUCGUCAAAAGCAACUCGUGUCCGGUCUUGAAGCUGCAGGGGUUACUUGUCUUAAAAGCAACGCUGGUUUGUUUUGUUGGGUCGACAUGAGACAUCUCUUGGACACAAACACAUUCGAAGCAGAGCUCGAGCUAUGGAAGAAGAUUGUAUAUGAAGUGAAACUGAACAUUUCACCCGGUUCAUCGUGUCAUUGUACUGAACCGGGUUGGUUUAGGGUUUGUUUCGCUAACAUGAGUGAAGAGACACUCGAUUUGGCGAUGAAAAGGCUCAAAGAAUACGUAGAGUCAACAGAUAGUAGGAGAUUGAUAUCAAAGAGCAGCCAUGAGAGGAUCAAGAGUUUGAGGAAGAGGACUGUCUCUAACUGGGUUUUCCGGGUGUCAUGGACCGACCGUGUACCUGAUGAACGAUGAAAUUAAUAUCAUCGUCCCAUGUUUAAGGCACAAAAAUCUUCAUAUUUAUAUAAAUAAUUCGUUUUUCAAUAUUUUGGAAAGUGUAUUAACAUUUUCCAAAAUAUUUAUAUCACUAUAUUCUUUUAAAAAAUAACACUAUAUUCUU
This is a messenger RNA of Brassica napus (rape), 1558 nucleotides long. Its product is annotated as 1-aminocyclopropane-1-carboxylate synthase 9. Gene Ontology annotation, biological process: amino acid metabolic process; biosynthetic process. Gene Ontology annotation, molecular function: 1-aminocyclopropane-1-carboxylate synthase activity; transaminase activity; pyridoxal phosphate binding. The coding region runs from base 1 to 1413 and encodes 470 amino acids. The record is from RefSeq and is a predicted model, not a curated record. The transcript has 4 exons. Lineage: Eukaryota; Viridiplantae; Streptophyta; Magnoliopsida; Brassicales; Brassicaceae.